Messenger RNA from Cyclospora cayetanensis, 2079 nucleotides. RefSeq lists its product as uncharacterized. Lineage: Eukaryota; Apicomplexa; Conoidasida; Eucoccidiorida; Eimeriidae. Gene Ontology annotation, molecular function: P-type transmembrane transporter activity. The coding region runs from base 1 to 2079 and encodes 692 amino acids. The transcript is spliced from 13 exons. The record is from RefSeq and is a predicted model, not a curated record. Gene Ontology annotation, cellular component: membrane.
AUGUGCUUGCUGUACAAGGCGACUCCAGGGGAUCGAUCCCGUGCUGCCCGCGAAUCCUUGAGCCUCAAGCCACCGGCUAAGGCUUUGGCUCGGGGGCGUAUAAGGCCACAAGGCUCUCGGCAAGGCCUGCCUGGGGCCCCUGUGGUUGGUUGGUGGGGAAGGGAGGCAGCCGCUGCGAUCUCGGUGAACACGCAGAGCGAGAGAAUGGAGACGACUCCGCUGCCUCUGGGAAGGAGAGCUCAGCUGUUGCGGCUUCGCCCCUUAUAUCAGCGCGUUGACGUGCUGCCCUUCGCUGCAACUGCCUUCGCGCUGCUUGUCUUAGCCUUGAGGGAACAUGAGGCACUGGGGAGUCAAGACGCAGCAGAAGCCCCCACCACAGGCGCAGCGCAUGCAGACGUUCCCGGAGGGCCUGCUGCAUCGAGGUCUGAGGCGGCUCCCGUGCAAACGGGGGAUGCAGACACGUCGCCUUCCUCGGACUUGGCAGCCAAUUUUCAGCGCUGCGACCCCGCAGCAGCUGCUGCAACUGCAUGCACGGGCGGAGCAGGAACGGGAGUCGCUACACACGUGUUCGUUGCUGCCGGAGCCGAAGAAAAAGACGACUUCUUAGUGCCAAUUGAACUGCUGCAGCUUCAACAAGCGGCCCUAGCGACUAAGGGAACGGCAUGCACUGCAGGACCCCCCAAGACAGGACGCGUUGGGGGCCUUUUGGCGCCAGCCGAUGCCCUGCUGCUGCAAGGCACUGCAGUCGUCGAUGAGUCUCUCCUCACGGGGGAAGCGAUUCCACAGGCGAAGGCAGGGCUGUCGCUUACCGCCGCAGAUCCAGAGGCCCUCAACGAGGCGCUCGAGUUGCAGGGCAGGCACAAACAGUUCGCUGUAUUUGCUGGAACCAGCCUGUUAGCUGCAGAGAAUGAAAGUGAUCGUGGUUUAGGCUGCUGCAGACCGCCGUCUAACUCUCCCGUGUGUGUUGCCGUUCGCACAGGAUUCGCCACUACCGAAUGGCUGCAGCCCGACGUGGAGCACUUGCAGCAGCUGCGAGCAGAAAACAAGCGCUCUCCAAACACCUGGCGCCUCCUGCUCACCCUCUCCCACAUCGUCACCUCCGUCGUGCCCCCCGAAUUUCCGAUGCUUCUUUCACUGACACUGUCCGUCGGCGUCCUCCACCUCGCGAGGGUCGGCAUCUGCUGUACAGACACCCUCAAACUCGCUGCUGCUGGUGGCGUGCGGGUUACUGCCUUCGAUAAGACAGGGACGCUCACUCACCACAGCUACAAGCUCCUGGGUGUCUUCGGAGUAGGCAGAAAUCCAGAAGAUCUCGACAGCCAAACGCCUCGGCAGAGGCAAGCCUCCAUCCUGUCGCAACAGUCACCGCUGCUGACAGCCCUCGCAGUAGGAUCGUGUCACUGCCUCAAACCCGAUAGCAGGGGUGUGCCCGUCGGCGAUCCACUCGAGCUUGCGGCCUUCAAGAGCUUUGGAUGGCAGUUCACCUCGCAGAAAGCUGCCGCUAUUCCUUCGCCGGCGAGGGGGGACUGUUGUUGUAAUCGCUGGCGUGAAACUGUGUUGUUGGGAGAAGUGGACCUGCCGUCUAGUACGUGUGCAAUGCUUAGUUGCUGUGUUUGUUUUGCUAUGCAUGCUGCUGCAGGUGGGAAGAAGGGGGAGUCGGCUGCGCGGCUGUCGCUGCUUUUCUGCUUCCCGUUCGCUUCCAGCCUGCAGCGCACAACGUCCGUUGCGGAGUUUCGCGUCUCGAGCGAGCGCUGGCGUGCCUGCCGGCAGCAGCAGCAGCCCCAGCAGCAUCAGCAGCAGGAGGAGGAGCUGCACGAGCUGUUGCAUCGAAAGCAGCAAGGCUACAUUGUUGCAGUGAAAGGAGCUCCUGAGCGCCUGAAGGGGUUCCUGGCAAAAGUUCCUGCCUUUUACGACGCAAUGGCAGACGCCCUCACAAGCCGAGUGUGUAGAGCAGCUGCAGCUGCUUCGGCUGCUGGAGCAGCUGCAGCAGCAGCUGCAGCACCUGCCUCUGACGUCUGUACAUCGGCUGCUGCUGUGCAUGCAUGCUGCGCUCGCUUCAGGGACUGCGCGUCGAGCUGA